Messenger RNA from Patella vulgata (common limpet), 6690 nucleotides. RefSeq names its product tetratricopeptide repeat protein 28. The record is from RefSeq and is a predicted model, not a curated record. The coding region runs from base 126 to 4904 and encodes 1592 amino acids. Gene Ontology annotation, molecular function: protein binding. Lineage: Eukaryota; Metazoa; Mollusca; Gastropoda; Patellidae. The transcript is spliced from 18 exons.
GUGGAAAUGUAACGUCCGGAAAUUAUAAUAUUGGCAUUUGUUUAAUGGAAAGUCAUUGUAUAGACAAUGAAUAGGAUUAUAGAGGAAUGAAGCCCAGUCCAUAACAACAAGUUAAGAGAGAGACAAUGGAGAGACUUUCUCUGUAUAAUACUCCUAUUAUAGGCAGUUAUAGUUUACAAAGUUUAGCAGAAGGAAGUGUAGUAAUUAGUGAAGCUGAAGAAAUAAACGAGGUGAUCUCAUUACAUGAACAAGGUAACCGGGCCACAUCUUCUAAAGAAUAUGAUGAGGCUGUAUCAUUAUAUAAUGAGGCAUUAGAGAUAGAUUCAAAGAAUGCCUCAGUCCUUGCAGCUCGUGCUUUUGCUUACAUGGAGAUUAAAAAUUAUGCUGGAGCUCUACAAGAUGCUGAAAGUGCUUUAGCCAUAGAACCAGAAAACUCAGAGGUUCACUGUGCCUUAGGAUUAGCAUUACAUUAUCUUGGUCAUAGUCGUGAUGGUUUAACUCACCUUUUGACCAGCCUUGACCUGGAUCUGGACAAUGCUGAUAAUUUAUCCAGCAAUAUUGCGAUGGUUGCAACAUCCCUGUGCAACGUGCCUGAAAGUGUUUGUGAAAAUCUUAAAGAUAUGGAUACAUACAAGAAGCUGACAGAAAUUGGAUCAGUAUUGUUUCAGUCCAAAAAGUUUGAAAUAUGUAUUCAAGUUCUGGAAGUCGCACAGAAACUUCAGACAAACCAGAAAGGAAUUACCAUGAGACUUUUACUAACCCUAGCUAAUGCAUUGACAGCUUGCAAAAAACAAGAACAGGCUGUUAAUUACUAUAUGGAAUGUUAUUCGUUGUCCCUAGCAACACAUGAUGCCCUAUAUCAGACUAAAUCUCUUGUUAAUAUUGCUACACUUUAUCUUGACGGUGGUGACACCUAUCAGGCCAUUAUAUUCUAUGAAAAGUUACAUCAGUUAGAAAGGGAGUUAAUUGUCGAUCAUGAUGGUGAGAUCACAAUGCCUGACUUUUGGACCGAACAACUUCAAUGUGGUUUACAUUUAAAUCUCAGCAUAGCAUACAAAUCUAUCGGCAAUAUGAAUUCAGCGAUCGUCCAUGCAAAGAGAUAUGUAGUUUUGUUAGAGCGGUAUGGCUUGACUGGUAAAAUGUAUGCAGAGGCGUAUCACAAUACAGGAAUGCUUAAUGAAAUUCUAGGAAAAUAUUUAGAAGCGAUGGAAAAUUACAAAAAGUAUUUGGCCUUAUCAAAAAAGCAAGGUAAUAAAAAAGGGAUGGCUCAAGCCUAUGGUUGCCUGGGAAGCAUCUACGCAGCUCUCCAUAAUUGGCAGAUGUCCAUAACAUACCAUGAACAGCAUAUUAAAAUUGCACAGAAGAGUAAAGAUAAGAAAAUGUUGGUUAUAUCUUAUGAAAUGUUGGGAGAUACAUAUAUGUUACAAAAUGAUUAUGAUAAGGCUAUUACUACUUUUGAAUUGAUGCUUAACUCAUGCAUACGAACUGAUCACAGAAAUAAAGCCACCGCUUUUUGUAAAUUAGGAAAUGCUUAUCGUGCUCAGGGUAAGCACCAGUAUAGUUUGUAUUUUUAUGAACAUGCUUGUGAUUUGGCCAGAGAUUUCGAUUUUUAUGAUAUUCAGACAAUGAGUGAAUAUAACAUUGCCUGCAUGCAUCACAACUCAACACAAAUGGCUGAAAUUGAACAGUCCCGGAAAUAUUUCCUGAAACUGAUACCUUUGCUUGAGAAGAAAAUAAACAAACAUCACGAACAAGGCACGCUUUGUCCUGAAGAAUAUAGACAACAGUUGCAGGAAUGUUAUGAUGGUGUAGUCAAUGUUCUUGCAAAGAUGGGAAAUAAAGAAGAAUGUUUGGAAUAUGCAGAAAAUUGCAGAAAAAGAUGCAUCACAGAAAUGCCUAAUUUCUCAACAGUGCCUGGACAAAAUGUGUAUGGUUCUUUAAAUUCUUGGGAUAUGUGGUCCUAUCAGAAGUUAGCACGAACUGUAUCUGGGCAAAAUGCCACCAUUUUGUAUUAUUCAUUACUUGACUACAAUCUGUUGCUAUGGGUACUGCAGCCAGCAGAUGGUAUGACAAGGUUUUAUGCUGGACGAGCACCAAAAGAUAUCACAAUGACAGAAAAGGUUAGAAAUAUGAUCGAUGAUUUAUUCAUGGAAAUGACCGAUCAAAACAAACAGAAAGAUUACGAAAAUAGAGCUGUUCCUGGUCCUGAUUCAUUGUUAAAAGCCAUUCGUAUUAAAAACCAAAAAUUGUCCAAACAAUCCCCAAAACAGCCGUCUGCUGCAGAUGAUAGAAAAAUAUCAGAGGAUCUGGAAGCUAAAAAUCGGCCCCUGGAGAGGCAGCUAUAUGAUAUUCUACUUUCUCCAAUUGAAGAUAUAUUAUCCAGUCUAGAUCCCCAAAGCAAUUUAAUUAUUAUUCCUGAUAAACAAUUACAUCAUUGCCCGUUUGGUAUUCUACAGAAUUGGACAUUGAAACCUCUAGCAGAUAGGUUUAACAUCACUUAUCUCCCUUGCCUGCUGCUGCUUGAUAGAGUUUUGAGAAAUGAAAUCGAUUCACUCAGAGCACAAGAUGAACUGAAAUUUGAACGCAGUCAAUCAAGAUGCGGUGGUGUGUCAAAAUUACUAAAAUUACGUAGCACUGGAUCUGCAUACAGCGAUGCGCCUGAUCUUUCGAGAGCUGAGAAUGUAAUUGUUAAUCUGAAGUCUGUUUCGAAUCCACGGCUUUUGACCUCACAAGGAUCUCUUGCAGUAGAAAGAGGCAAAUCUGUCGUCAGCUUUGGAAUAAGUCGUGAAAACACUUUCUUAUCUUUGUCAUCAAAGAAUCAAGAAGUUGAAAGUGCAAUUUCAUCACCAAAAAGUAUUGGUCUCCCAGUUUCACCAGAGAAGAUGAUGUCUACUCACACGUUUUCCACCAUUACUUCUCAGACAGCAACAGGUACUGACAUCAUUAAGUCAAGUCAGGCAGUUACCGAGUUUGUUCAGAUGAGUAGUCCAGAACGGUGUUUGGUUAUUGGAAUGCCAAGUUUACCCCCAAGGCUGAUGUUAGAUGAGUCAGAGUGGAAACCAAGUGGAGACAUGUUAUCAGCAAAGAGAGAACUUAACAGUGUUGCUAAAAUUUUGGACGUAGAUCCAAUUCUACUGACUGAAGCCACUAAAGAAAAGUUUUUAUUUGAAAUUCAACGAUCAACUAUUAUACAUAUAGCAACUUAUGGAUGUUUAGAGAAAGGAUAUUUAGUAUUUUCACCCAAUCCAAGAAGUCAAAGAUUAGAUAAGAGUCUACCAACAGAGGAGAGUUACUUAGUGCGACCAGAAGAUAUAUUAAAUAUAAAACUACAAUGUCAACUAGUGGUUAUAAACGUGGGUUAUACACCCAAUAGAUCACAGUUUAUACAACCUGGUUAUAUUCUACCUGCUUUAUUCCUUGCUGCUGGUGCACAGUGUGUAUUGGUAACUCAGUGGCAGCUACCAGAUUAUUUAAUGGAGAAAUUUUACCAUUAUUUCUACCUGACCUUACAGUCUAAUAGUACAUUAACAGAUGCUGUUAGAAAAACUAUAGAAAACCUUAAAGACGAUGAAAGAUGUGAUCAUAUUUGUUUAUGCUGUCCAUUUAUAUUGAUUGGUAAAGAUAUAAGUAUAGAUAUUAAGUCAAUACGGCAUGCCAUGUUAAAUCAAGUUAUUGAUAAGACAGAGAAGGAGGUAGAAGAAGAGAGUGGACAUGAAUAUUUGAAUUUAAAAUCAUCGAUUACUCAUGUUGCUAGUCCUGAAGAAAAUAAGAAGAAAUUACAGGACAUAAUUGUUAAAUUAUUAUCACAUUGUCCUGAACAAGUAUCUGUAGCUUAUGAUCUAAUAGAACUUUUGGAUGCUGCUUUAAAGAGAUUACAUACAGAAGAAAAUAAUCGAAUGACAUCACAGCUGACAACUGGUAUCAUCACAAGUAAUGGUGGUCUUGAGUUACUCAAGUUUCUAGGAUUCCAUUUUCAAGCUAAAGGUUCUGGGAUUACUGAGCCGUAUAUAGUCUAUCCACACUGGAAUCUAGAUAGUUUAUUAAUACCAGCAUACGAUGCUCUUAGAGCUAUAACUGAUUUAUCCAGUAGUCCAAGAUGUUGUCAAGUUAUUUGUGAUGUUUUACCAUUAUCUCAAGAUAAUAUAUCUCUAUUAGUUGAUCUGUUAAGUAUAACAAAACAUGCGGCAGAAAUUCAGUUGAAGGUAUCAGAUCUUUCAGUGCGUCCAUUAUGGCAAAACAAACAAAUUAAAAAACUACUGGUUGAAACAGGUUAUCACCAGAUUGGACUUCUGCUCAACUUUAACCAGAUGCUAUUAAACAAGAAACUGUUAAUGGGUGUGUUACAACUACUGUUAGCUGUUAGUUGCUAUAAGAGUCAAAUCUUAUUGUAUCGUUUAGAUGUUAAUUUAUUGGGACAUGCCAGUGCUAAAAAGUCCUAUUACUCUUCAUCAGAAAGUAAGAAUUUACCAUCUUUAACACCACUUAUACUACCAAGAAACCAGUUAAGAAUGAGUACACCAUGGUUGAGUCAAAUAGAAACCUUUAAUGAAAUGGAAGAGAAAAUGAAAUUAGCCAGAAGUAAAUCUGAAUUACAAGAAGAAUAUGAAGAGUAUACAAAACAUGCUAAAAGCUGGCAUCAUACAUCAGUAAUAGCACAGGCAAAUGAUAUAUUAGACAAGGUUGGUCGUCCCAAAACUUCACCAAGUAGAAUAAAAGUUGUCCAUGGUUCUGGUGGUAUGAAGAAUGUUAAAAUGAUUCAAGAAGAACCAACACUGGUAAAUAAAGAAGUAGAUCAACGCCGUGACUACGCACAUUUCGUAUUUAAUCAACGACUCGAAAAUAUUGGUGGACGACAUAAGAAUGAUGUUAUGAAAUUGUACCUUCCUUAUGUCAAAUCUAAUUAAAAGUACCAUCAGACUAAUUAUUAAUUGAAUUCAAAUCUAAUUAAAAGUACCCUCAGACUAAUUAUUAAUAGAAUUCAAAUCUAAUUAAAAGUACCAUCAGACUAAUUACUAAUUCAAUUCAAAUCUAAUUAAAAGUACCAUCAGAUUUAAUUAUUUAUUGAAUUUGAAUCUAAUUAAAAGUACCAUUAGAUCUAAUUAUUAAUUGAAUUCAAAUUGAAUUAAAAGUACCAUAAUAUCUAUUUAUUAAGUGACUUCAAAUAGAAUUAAAAGUACCAUCAUAUCUAAUAAUUAAAUGACUUUAAAUAUAUAUUGAAUCUGAUUAUUAAUUGACUUCAAAUGGAAUUAAAAGUACCAUCAGAUCUAAUUGUCCCCCGCCUUUCGAAGAAAGCAGGGGACUAUUAAAAUGGGUUCGUCCGUCUGUCUGUCUGUCUGUCUGUCUGUCUGUCCGUCUGUCUGUACGUCUGUCUGUCCGUCUGUCUGUCCGUCACACUUUUUGGGACACAAUAACUCUCUUCCUAAUUGAGCUAGAAUGUUCAAACUUGGUGUAUGUGUUUAUUAGGUCAAUGCCUUGAUGGAGUUCGAAGAUGAGCAUUUUCCGCUUAGGGUAAGCAGAGAUAAGCAAUUUGAUUGGUUGAUGCUUUGGGACACGAUAACUCUCUUCCUAAUUGGGCUAGAAUGUUCAAACUUGGUGUAUGUGUUGAUUAGGUCAAUGCCUUGAUGGAGUUCGAAGAUGAGCAUUUUCCGCUUAGGGUAAGCAGAGAUAAGCAAUUUGAUUGGUUGAUGCUUUGAGACACGAUAACUUUUAAUUGAGCUAGAAUGUUCAAACUUGGUGUAUGUGUUUAUUAGGUCAAUGCCUUGAUGGAGUUCGAAGAUGAGCAUUUUCCGCUUAGGGUAAGCAGAGAUAAGCAAUUUGAUUGGUUGAUACUUUGGGGCACGAUAACUCUCUUCCUAAUUGAGCUAGAAUGUUCAAACUUGGUGUAUGUGUUGAUUAGGUCAAUGCCUUGAUGGAGUUCGAAGAUGAGCAUUUUCCGCUUAGGGUAAGCAGAGAUAAGCAAUUUGAUUGGUUGAUGCUUUGGGACACGAUAACUUUAGUUCUAAUUAAGUGAGAUUGAUGAAACUUGGUGUAUAGUUUCAUUACAGUAAUACCUUGACUAAGUUUGAUAAUGAGCAUUUUCUGCUCAGGGUAAGCAGAGCGAUACGCAAUUUGAUUGGUCGAGACUUUGGAAAACAAUAUAGUUUAUGCUUUAGUUCUUGAAGAAGCUUUCCAAUGUAUUACCCCUGUAAUUCCUCCUCUUUUAUCUGUACAAUAUUUUCGAAAAAAAUGAAACGAAAUCCACUUAUGUAUACAUUUAGGUUACAUUAUAGCCUACAUGUCCCGACUCAACUUGCCACAUUACAUGUCAUAAUAUUAUAACCAGGUAUUGAUAAAAGCAUCAAUUGAGCAAUUCCAAUACAAUCCAAUACAAUGAAUAUAGGCAAGGUAAAUAAACAAAUAAAUGGAAAAAACAAAUUGAAAAAGAAACUAUUAUAAAUUAAUUAAAUAUGUAGUAUGCAAUAAUGAAUUGACAUUUAAUGACAGAAAGAAAACAGUGAACUUUGCACAACUUGCAGCAAGAUGGAAAAUAGACCCGUUGAUACAACCAAACUCUAGAUCUGUAGGCAUAGAGCAUGUUUUCCCCUUAAUAUGCUAUAAUUAUUCCAUCAAAAACAUUGUAUGCUUAGACUAUAAGUAAAGAUAUACUGUUUGAUUGUUCAAUACUUUGUAAAAGAUAAUUUGUGAUAAAUU